AUGGCCUCCAAGGCCGUGCAUAUAGAGCUGGCUGAGAAUUUGACAACCAGGGCAUUUAUUGACGUAUACGACCGCUUUACAAGCCGACGAGGUAUUUGCGCCAUACUUUACAGCGAUAAUGGUACGCAAUUUGUUGGAGCCAAUAAACAGCUGCAGCUUGACUUGGCGGAAUGGUCGAACACGCAAGCGAAACAACAUGUAGCCGCUGUAGGUACGAAGUGGAGAUUCAUCGCUCCUGCAGCUCCGCAUCAUGGUGGACUCUGGGAGGCCGCUGUGAGAUCUGCGAAGAUACACCUGUACCGGACGAUUGGUCGUCAAACAUUGAGAUUUAUCGAACUAAGCACUCUACUAACUCGGAUAGAAGCGUGUUUUAAUUCCCGCCCACUGGUGGCUCUUCACGAUGAUCCCGAAGGUGGUCUCGCACUUACUCCUGGAGAGUUCCUCAUUGGACGACCGCUUGUUUCUCGCCCCGAGCCUGCAGUGCCUGAUGUUCCUGAGAAUAGUCUCAAGUAUUGGCAGCGGCUGCAGCGCAUGUAUGAACAUUUUUGGAAGCGAUGGCAGCAAAACUACCUUACUUCGCUUCAGGCACGUGGUAAAUGGGUACGUCCUCAUCCCAAUCUUCAACGCGGCGACGUAGUACUUAUCCUCAACGAGAAUCUUCCACCAGCUCACUGUCGUAUGGCACGAGUCAUCGAUGUACAUCCUGGCGACGAUGGCCUAGUGCGCGUCGUAACCGUCGAGUACAACAGCGAUAAGAGGACAGACGAAGGUCUCUAUGUAAAGCAUCGAUGUCAGCGACCGGUUCAAAAGCUUUGCCGGCUAACUGGUCCCAACGAAGAGAUCCUGAACCGUGACGGUUUAGCCGGGCAGGAUGUAUAA
Rhagoletis pomonella (apple maggot) is the source of this 879-nucleotide messenger RNA. RefSeq lists its product as uncharacterized. The record is from RefSeq and is a predicted model, not a curated record. NCBI's taxonomy places the organism in Eukaryota, Metazoa, Arthropoda, Insecta, Diptera, Tephritidae. Gene Ontology annotation, molecular function: nucleic acid binding. Bases 1 to 879 code for a protein of 292 amino acids. The transcript has a single exon. Gene Ontology annotation, biological process: DNA integration.